Messenger RNA from Suillus clintonianus, 1080 nucleotides. RefSeq lists its product as uncharacterized. The transcript has 13 exons. Gene Ontology annotation, molecular function: cullin family protein binding; ubiquitin conjugating enzyme binding; ubiquitin-like protein binding. Gene Ontology annotation, cellular component: ubiquitin ligase complex. Bases 74 to 1048 code for a protein of 324 amino acids. Lineage: Eukaryota; Fungi; Basidiomycota; Agaricomycetes; Boletales; Suillaceae. Gene Ontology annotation, biological process: protein neddylation; positive regulation of ubiquitin-protein transferase activity. The record is from RefSeq and is a predicted model, not a curated record.
CCUUUACCCUUUGAGCGGCCAUUAAUAUACGCCCUCUUCAAUUGUUUCUCCAGUCUGGCACUCUCACUUGAAUAUGCCACCUAAACGAAAACGUGCGGACGCAGAUCCUCGAGGGGCCCCAGCUCGUUCGACGCGGAGUUCGACGCGGACCGGUAAAAAUGCAGCAGCAAGUGAAGUCAGCGCCGGAGCCUCGGUUGUAAAAGGCAGUUCUGUGGAUGGUGUAGAUGUGGCUCCACCCCAAAAGAAAACCAGAAACACCGGAUUGAAUGCAACAUCAAGAGCGAAAGCAACAAAGGGUGGCGCAAAUACGACGAAUGUUAAUGAUGAUAAACUCACCUCAACUAGGUUUGCAUUGAACGACGACGAAGCAGGUGAGACAAACAAGGUGGCGCCCAAAGCGUUCCAAGAAGCCACCACCGAACCGUAUACCCCUCAGCGGGCGCAAGUCCUGUUUGACUCUUUUGCCGAUGAAGACGACCGCGAUGUAAUUGGACCAGGGGGACUAGUCAACUUAUGUGAGAAGGUCAAGAUACCACUUGAGGGUGCACAGCCCCUUAUCCUUGCGUGGCAGCUAAAGUGUAGCGAAAUGGGCAAGUACACGAGGGAAGAAUGGUUGCAUGGAAUGGGCUUACUUGAAAUCUCCUCAUUGCCAGUUCUAGCCUUAGCGCUAAGAGAGCUUGACGAUCUUCUUAUUUGUGAUAAGCAAGCACUUGCUCGCUCGGCUUCCACCUCAAGUCAAGCGAAGAAGCGUGGCGGUGCGAACACAAGAGAGCCCUACAACCGAACUCGUUACAGGGAAUACGCUUCUGACCGCAAGGCUGCUUUCGCAGAUCUCUAUCAGUUUUGCUUCACGCUUGCGAAGCCACCACAAGCACGAAACAUCGACAUAGAGACGGCUACGGCGCUGUGGUCGGUACUCCUUGUUCCACGAUAUCCAAUCAUCAAGGAAUUGAAUACCUUCUUGACCGAGAAAGGCACAUACAAAGGUGCAAACAAAGAUAUUUGGAAUAUGGUGGGUGCUUCUAUCAUCUGGCAUGUGACGUACUGAUGCACCAUAGGUCCACGAGUUCUGCCGUGCUG